Chiloscyllium plagiosum (whitespotted bambooshark) is the source of this 4204-nucleotide messenger RNA. The record is from RefSeq and is a predicted model, not a curated record. NCBI's taxonomy places the organism in Eukaryota, Metazoa, Chordata, Chondrichthyes, Orectolobiformes, Hemiscylliidae.
UCCCGACGCAGAUUGUAGGUUUCUGAGGGCGUGGAAGGUGUUUCUGACAGAAAUGUGACUCUGCUUUGUCCGCUGGUUGGAAUAACUGCUUCAAAUGUCUCUUAUUUCACAACUCCUGUUCACUUAAUUUGAUGCACUAUUCUGAGAUGUUUUGAAGAAUAAUGGAAUAAAAACAAGAACUUGGUAAACGUUUCUUUAUAAACCAGGUUAAAACUGUGCUUCAUGAAGGCUUCUGUCAAUCGUGUUGAAGGGUACAACCUAGGAGAUUCUUUCUUUUUGCCGCAAAUGCAUUUUACCUGACAAUGUCGAUUAUUGUUGUGGACCUUGGUCUUGCAGAACAAAAAUUUCUUCAGCAAAGUGGUUCUUGAAGCUUAUCGAAGACAUUCUAAAAUAUUCAAUUAAGUAUGUUUAUCAGUAGCAUCACUCCAAAACAUUAAACAUCCAAACAUUGCUGCAAAUCAACUUGUUAAACAUGCAAAAAGCUGCUGUGUUCCUAUUUUCUAAUCUGCUGAUCAGAUAUCUACUCCAUUCAGAAGCUUUUCUACCAGAUUAUACACCAAGAAAAACUGUGAAUUUUGAAGAUGCAAAUCUGAAAACGUUCACUGAACAAAGAAUCUCUAAUUACUCAACAUUGCUGCUUAGUGAGGAGCAUAACCUAUUGUUUGUAGGAGCCAGAGAUGCAAUCUUCGCACUCAAUAUUGACAAUGUUUCAGAUAGUAUUUCGCAAGCAAUAUGGGCUGUUCCUGAAAGCAAACGGAAUGAGUGUAUGUACAAAGGAAAGUCAAGAGAGACUGAUUGCCGCAACUACAUACGCAUUCUCCAACGUUUAACUGAAACUAGAAUGUACGUUUGUGGAACAAAUGCAUUUCAGCCGACAUGUGAUUAUAUGGUAAUUAACAAUGGCAAAAUUGAACUGGAAAACAAGCCAGAAGAGAGUAAAGGACAGUGCCCAUUUGACCCUAUUCAGAGAUAUGCCUCUUUGAUGGUUGAUGGAGAAUUCUACUCUGCAACAGCCAAUAACUUCCUUGGAACUGAGUAUAUUCUAUUGCGUAGCCUGCAAAACAACCUGAGGUCUGAAAACUGGAUUUCCUGGCUAAAUGAUCCUAAUUUCAUUCACUUGGAUGUGGUGCAAGAGAGUGAAAGUGCUGGUGGAGAUGAUGAUAAAAUCUACCUUUUCUUCAGUGAAACUGCUGUUGAGUUUGAAUUUUACAAUAAACUUGUGGUUUCAAGAAUUGCUCGCGUAUGUAAGGGUGAUCGUGGUGGUCAGCGAAUUCUCCAGAGGAAAUGGACCACCUUCUUGAAAGCCAGCCUACUGUGCUCUUCCCCAGACUUGAAAUGUCCAUUUAACAUCAUUCAAGAUGUUUUCAUGCUGAAGACAUCAAACUGGAGGAACAAUAUUUUCUAUGCAGUUUUUAUUUCUCAGUGGGGAAAACAGGACAUUUCUGCAAUUUGUGCCUUCAGUAUGGAAAAAAUUCAGGAAGUGUUCAAUGAAGGGAAAUACAAGUCACAUGUAAUGGUAGAACAAUCUGAAAUGAAAUGGGUGAUGUACAGAGGAACAGUCCCCAGUCCUCGUCCUGGAGCUUGUAUCAACAAUAAUAUUCGUUCAAAUGGAUUCAAGAGUUCUCUAGAUCUGCCAGACACGACACUCCAGUUUGUAAGGGAACAUCCUUUGAUGGAUGAUGUCGUUACCCCUAUCAACAAUGAACCAAAGUUAAUUAAAGAGGCAACAAAGUACACCCAAAUUGUUGUGGAUAGAGUUGUUGCUGCCAAUCAAAAAGAAUAUGAUAUAAUUUUUCUGGGAACGGACAGUGGAUACCUGCAUAAGACACUCAGUUUGAAGACAGAAACAUUUAUUAUUGAGCAGGUGCAGCUGUUUAUUUCCGCAGAACCAGUUGAAAACCUACAGCUUUCUUCGCAAAGGGGUCAGUUAUACAUUGGAUCUCCAUCACAAGUUGUACAAGUGCCUGUGGCUGUUUGCACACAGUAUGUUAAUUGUUGGGACUGUGUGCUGGCAAGAGACCCUUACUGUGCAUGGGACAAAAAUACAAGGCAUUGUAUUGACAUUUCAAAGAAAAAAACUGGUGUUCUGAACUUAAUUCAAAACAUAGAGAACGGAGAUCCUUCAGAAUGCUCCACCCAUGAAGAAUUGAAAACAGAAAUCCGAAACAUUAUUCCUGGAAACAGUCUUGUGUUGGAUUGCCAGUCGACAUCUAACUUGGCUCACAUUCAAUGGUUACGAAAUACUAGUGUGAUUCCAGCAACAAAUACAAAAUAUCUCUACUUCACUGGUGGGCUAUUAAUAUUUAAUGUUUCUGUAGCAGAUGAAGGACAAUAUGAUUGCAGAUCUGUUGAAACAGUGGCUGGGAAAUCAUUUGGGCAAGUCACGGCAAGAUACCUCCUCCAUUCUGUGCACAGAUCUCACAUGGGUCAACAACCAAUUCCAACUGAAGCACUUACUGAUGAUAAACCUGCAAUUUCCAUUGUGCCAAUCUCUGCAGGCAAUAAUGUUCGUGUGGGUAACUUGUCUAUGACACGGAGUUACCUUCAGACUGAAUUUACAUUAAAGGGUUUCCUGGUACUUUUUGUCAUGAUGUUCAUACUUCUCCUAGCAUGGAAUCUUUAUAAAGGUCAUGUGCCCUUGCCUUUACGUCCAUCAAGGAAUGGAAAUACAAGAAGAAUGCCAACAGCCCUUCCUAGCAACUCAGUGCAACAAUUAGAAGAGAAACCACCAUCACCUAAGCCCCCUCAAUUAGAAGCUGCAGUCAGCAAUGUUGACCUCCCGCUUACUGCUGUUGUGAGUGAAGGUUCAGUUGAGAAGAAUAGCAAUAAUAACUCUAUACCACUAGAAAAUGCUAACUCCAGCUCUGCAAGGCCAUUGUUUGUCCUUGAUGAGUUAGAAUAUAUUGAUGCGGAUCACACUGAAUCAAAAGCAUAAGGAAAGGAUACUAAUGGUUCAAGAAAUCUCAAGGUGUGAAUUGCUGUGUGAGAAGUACCAGGCAAUGCUGUCGGAUCUUUUUUAACUCUCCUAUCCUUUACAUCGCCUUUGACAAACUAAUGCACAUCUUUUUGAAAGGAGCUACUUUACCUGGACUAAUGUUAAUGUGAGAAUAUGAGUUAUACGUUCAACAACAGAUCAUAGACUUAGAGAUCUUACAAAAGAUAUGGAAUUCUACUUUAUAUCAUUUUACACUUAAAAAUCUACAAUUUUCAAAUACUAAAACAUUAUAUUGAAAAGGUACUAUAAGGUUAACUCAGUAGUCCAGCACUCCCAGCAAGGAAACCAUAAUUGAAUGCACUAUGGAUUGGUAAUAAGAAUACAAUUUCCAACUCUCUGACUCACAUUCUGUGUAGCUAUCCUCUGGGAGCAUGGAUUCGCUGAAUUUUCCCAUCACUCUUCUAAAAGGACCAUAUGAUACCUAUGCUGCUGUGAUUCAGUCUUACUCUGUUUUUGUUUAAUUUGUUUUCUCCCCUGUUGUUAUGGCAUACUUGUAUUACUGAUAUUAGCAGUCAUAUUAUCAAAUCCACAGUGACCACACAUUUGUUGAGCUUUAUGCUCUUGUGAAUAGCUUUGGUGAAAACCAUUGUAAUGUAAAACAUAAUGAUUUUUAUUCCCCCCCCCCUUCUCCCCCCCGUUCCUAGUACCAUAAUUCUCAAGUCCAGUAAGCCUCUUUAUAUUCCAGCUUUAACAUUGUAUUCCUCAAACCUUUCUAACAUCUAAUUUUUCCUUGAACAUAUUUAUAUUAUUCACAUCAAAAUCUUUCUUGUUAUCCUGUUUUAAAAUUGUUACAUUUUAGUUUAAAUUAUUUUCCUAAUUUCUGUAUUUUUUGAUAUCCUCUGAAGCGGAACAGUCACCGUGGCCCUGCAGUCUAAAACCAUGAAAGAAUCUUUUGGGGUCCCAGAGUAACCCCAAAAUACUCUUGAGCAGUCACAAUAGCUUAGUUAGUCAGCAUUUAGCUGAGUUGUACAGGGUAGAAUGUACACACAUUGUUAUUAAGUAAGGCCAGUAUCAGGCUGAUUGGGAUUUCGUGUGGUAAGUAAUGAAAUUAUGCUCAUGCACAUAAAACAGCUUGACAAAGAUAUAGAAGAGAGAUUGGAACGUUACCCCCAAAGUGUUCAGAAAAUAAAAGCAACCAAAGAAAACACCAUACAUUUGAUGUGGAGGAGCUGGUUUUGGACUUGGGUGGACAAAGUUAAAAAUCACACA